Messenger RNA from Gekko japonicus, 1104 nucleotides. It is a transcript of the gene AGTRAP, whose product is annotated as angiotensin II receptor associated protein. Gene Ontology annotation, cellular component: plasma membrane. The record is from RefSeq and is a predicted model, not a curated record. Gene Ontology annotation, biological process: regulation of blood pressure; angiotensin-activated signaling pathway. The transcript has 5 exons. The coding region runs from base 1 to 525 and encodes 174 amino acids. Lineage: Eukaryota; Metazoa; Chordata; Lepidosauria; Squamata; Gekkonidae.
AUGACUGGAUUCAACGCACGUACCCAGAGACAGGGCAGAGUUUACCUGCUGGAGGUUGAUGGGAAGGAGGCCAUCGUCCUGGUGCAUUGGCUUCUCACGACAUGGGGCUGCAUGGAGUGGUUACCCUCCUCCUACGCCUGGGGGAACUUCACCAUUCUGGCCGUGGGGGUCUGGGCCGUGGCCCAGCGGGAUUCUGUCGACGCCAUCCUCAUGUUCCUCACCGGCCUGCUCCUGACCAUCCUCACGGACAUCGUGCACAUCAGCCUGUUUUACCCAGCCCUGAUCUCGCUGUCGGAUGCUCUGCGCUUCAGCACCGGCAUGGCCAUCUUCAACCUCCUCCUGAAGCCGCUGUCCUGCUUCUUCGCCUACCAGAUGUACCGAGAGCGUGGGGGAGAAUACGCCUUCAAUUUAGGUUUCCUCGGCGUGGGGCAGGAUCAGAGCUCGUACCAGUCCAUUGACCAUGCAGAUCCGCCGCGGCCCUUUCCGGAUGUGUCCACCAAGGUGGCUCCACCACGGCCCUACUGAGACGGUCUCCUUUGCUGGGUCUUCUGCCCUCGACUUGCUGCAUCUGGGAAUAAACUUUCACACCCCCUCUGUUGUUUCGCCACUAAAGGAAGUACGGUCACUGGGAGGGCAGAAAACUGGACCAUCUGCCAAUUUCCCAACAUUUCCUUUCUCUUCUCGGGAGCGUUGGGAGGGGGAGGGGGUUCGGAUUGUCCGGGAUUUCCUGCUGCAUAUCCUGAGCCGCAGCCCGCCUCGAAGGAAGCGCAUGGCUCUUCCCGUGUGCAGCUGCAAGCGCCACCUCUGUGCCCCCCUGCCGUGGGGUAGCCAGGGUUGCUACAGCUGCAUUUUUGCCAACCAGGGCUAGUCUAAGGGAGAGAUCCCAUGUAGCUGUCUGAACAGAUCCUGAGAAAGCAGGCGAUCACCCUUGCUAGGAGGUGGAGCUGCCAGAGACUUGCAGUCCCAGUGAGAACGGGACCCCAGGGAUUGGUCAAAGCCACAUUCACCUGUUUUUUGGAGUUGAAGGGACAGUCCCCCCCACACACACACACCUGGUGCCUAACUCUGUGCCACUUUGGGAUCAUGAAUUUUGCAUCUCCUAAU